This is a messenger RNA of Eruca vesicaria subsp. sativa (arugula), 1547 nucleotides long. Lineage: Eukaryota; Viridiplantae; Streptophyta; Magnoliopsida; Brassicales; Brassicaceae. The record is from the annotation of a GenBank genome assembly.
UUCUCACUCCUCUCUCUCUAGCUCUCACUCUGCGUUCGUGUGAAAAUAGUGGAAAGAGUAAUCGGUUUUGUGGAUUAAUUUUUUUAAAAAUGGCAUCGGGUGGUGGUUUUGAGGAUGAUGCUGACGCAACUGUGUCGAUCAAGGAGUAUAUUGAAAGUAUGGAUGCCGAAGAGCUGGAAGCGGAUUUGGUGUUGGGUGGAGAUGAGGGAGAUGAGUGUACUUACCCAAAGGGUUACAUGAAAAGACAGGCCAUUUUCUCAUGCAUUACAUGUACUCCAGAAGGGAACGCUGGAGUUUGUACUGCCUGUUGCUUAACUUGUCAUGAUGGCCAUGAGCUUUUGGAGCUCUGGACUAAGAGGAACUUGCGGUGUGACUGUGGGAACUCCAAGUUUGGAACUUUAGCGUGUAAGCUUCUCCCGGGGAAAGAUGUAGAGAACACUGAGAAUUCUUACAACCAUAACUUCAAAGGCUUGUACUGCGUUUGCGACCAACCUUACCCUGACCCAAAUGUGGAGGAACAAGUGGAUAUGAUACAGUGUUGUAUCUGUGAGGAUUGGUUUCACGAGGAGCAUUUCGGUUACAAAUCUUCGGAUGGUGUUAGUAGCCAGAUUCCAAGGAAUGAGGAAGGAGAGCCUGCGUAUGAGGAUUUCAUUUGUCUAAACUGCUCUCCAGUUUGUUCGUUUCUCACUCUUUAUCCCGAGAAACUGUGGGAUGCCGCUAAAAUUGAUUCCAAUGGUUCUGCUAAUACUUGUUCAGACACUGCCGGGUUAAACCAAACCCCCACAGCUUCUGAACCCGUCAAGCCUGAGAACGGUACUGAAGCUGAAAAAUCUGUUUUGAAAGGAUGCUCUGAGAAGCUUACCGAAUCUGAACCCUAUCCUGCGUCUGGUUGUGCUAUUGCGAAUGGUCUAACCUCGUGUCCUGAGUUUGAGAAGAAACCGCUGUUCUUGAUCAAAGCCUGGAGGAACAUGUUAUGCAAAUGCGAGAAGUGCCUUGAGAUGUACAGCGAGAGAAAGGUAAGCUAUCUACUUGAUGCAGAGGACACGAUUGCUGAAUACGAGAAUAAGGCAAAGGAGAAAAGAACAGAGAAACUGGAGAAACAGGAAGGUGAAGCACUUGAUCUUCUGAACAAUCUCGGCCAUGUAGCUAAAGUUGAGAUCUUUCACGGCAUCAAAGACUUCAAAGAAGAGUUCCGGAGUUUACUGGAGUCUGCUGGUACUUCAAGGGCGAUAACGUCUGAAGAUGUUGAGGAGAUGUUCUCAAAGCUGAAAAAUAAACGCAAAAGGAUGGAGUGAGUUUAAGUAGUCAAUGAUGAGAGGAGGUAUGAGUUAUAAAUGUAUUAGAGUCGUUUAUUUCCACAUCUCAUGUGAACUUUCUUUAGGUAUGUUUGUUUCGUUGGUUUCAAAUGAAGAGUGAGGAGGUUCCUCUGCUCCUUAGACUGUCUUUAGCUCCUAAAGUUAUGCAAAAACAACUUUGUACUUCAGUGUAUGGAGGUUGAAGCUUUUGUGUAACACCAGACUAUUAUCUACAAUAUAAACUACUAGUUC